Messenger RNA from Drosophila persimilis, 564 nucleotides. RefSeq lists its product as uncharacterized. The record is from RefSeq and is a predicted model, not a curated record. The transcript has 2 exons. Lineage: Eukaryota; Metazoa; Arthropoda; Insecta; Diptera; Drosophilidae. Bases 424 to 546 code for a protein of 40 amino acids.
UUUUUAAGAAUUCAGAAAACUCGACUCGUGUGUCGCACGCACAAUUUGCAAAACAGUAAAAUCUACGAGUUCAGUGCAGCUGUAGUGCACGUGUGCCUGUGUGUUUGUGUUCAAGUGUGAGUGAGUGAGGACUGUGCAGAUCUGAAACGUUGGUUCUCGCGGAGAGGAGGCGGAGAAAGAGUAAGAGCACAACAAAAUACAACAAGUGCAAACAACGCGCGGACAUCUUCUGACACGAAACAACAAGAACAACAACAACAACGGGUACCGUUGGCGGUAGAGUGUUAGAGUUAGAGUGUGGGGGAUUCCGGCGGCGGCGACGACGUGGGAACAGGGGCAGCAGGCACGUUAUUGUUGCUAGAACAUUGAUAGCGAAAUGAUUAAUGAAUAAAGCGCGGCACACAGCCCAACGGCAUAUCGAGUAUGACGGAGGAAAUAACCAACAAUUGGAGCUAUUACCUGUAUAUAUCGCUGACACUGGUCCCAGUCUAUUUGGCCUUUCGGCUCAUCAAGACCCUCGGCUGGCAGCUCUUUGUCAACAACUGAGCAAACACAGGACAGAGC